Molecule: messenger RNA, 2939 nt
Organism: Dicentrarchus labrax (European seabass)
Lineage: Eukaryota; Metazoa; Chordata; Actinopteri; Moronidae
Product: cell adhesion molecule 3
Exons: 5
Coding region: 378-1436 (352 amino acids)
Biological process (GO): cell adhesion
Molecular function (GO): integrin binding
Source: RefSeq, a predicted model, not a curated record
UCCGGUAACCGGUGGCUGGUCUUGGCAACUAUUUGGGGAGUGGAAUAAAUUAUUUUGGCGAGAAAAGCAAAUAAGCUUUUCGAAGUAUUUAUUUUAGUUCCUCCUUUAAGUCCAGCCCAUUGGCAGUAUACUCGACCCGCUCGCUGCCGCAUGUUGCACAUGCUGUUAACCACCAACCACCUAACAGAAACUUCCGAGGGACAUCUCAAUGCACCACAAAAGAUACAUUUACUUUCGGGACUUUCUAUGAGCUGACUCACCAGGACAGACACCGCAGAAGGGAAGGGCAUUUGGAAAUCAGUAAACGGGAUCUGUUUUUUUUUUUUUUCAUUGCUGUGGUUCUUUUAGUAAAGGUGUUGCUGUUUGGCGAAAUCAGUAUGUGGGUCUUCAUAUUCUGCGGCUUAAUAGCGUUUACAGGAAAGGCUGUGAGUUCUUCCUGUCCAGUUAAGCUGAGCUCUCCCACAUCUGUGGUGAGAUAUAAGGACCCGUUCUCUGCCAACUGCAGCUCAUCAUCCGACCAGGUAGAGGGAAUGGGCUGGGAGUCUACAAACGGAGGUGUACCGCUUUCAAAUGAGAGCACUUUUCUUGCCUUAAACAUAGACUCUGUCACAGACUGGCACUUAAAACCACUAUGCUUCAUCAAUUUCUAUGAUGGUGAUCAGUGUGCUGGCACCCUUCCAGUCACCGUUUACAAAAUGCCAGACAGUGUGUCAAUGUCUCCGCCGAGUGAAAUGGGCCCUCUGGUAGAGGGGAAAAAAUACCGCAUGCAGUGUGACAUUUUUAAUGUUGCACCAGUGAGAAACCUCUCUGUGCACUGGCACAAAGGAAAUGAGAUAGUCUAUACGGAAACAUUUGACGAGUCCACUGUAACUCCAGUCAAUAAGUCAUCUGUCCUCAGACGGGCGGCCCAUGCAGAUGAUAAUGGAACUCAGAUCUGGUGUGAAGCAACGCUGAAGUUUUUCGGUGUACCAGAUCUCGACCCGAUUCAAUCAAAGUCACAUGGAUUGAUUGUGCUGUACUCACCAAUCUUCUCCAAGCCGGAAAAUGAGACGCUGGAAGCUUCAGCUGAUAGUCAAGUAACUUUAAAUUGCACUGCUAGAGGAAACCCAAUGCCGGAAUACAGCUGGCAAUUCCCACACCCCAUACAACGGACGGACAAGAAACAAAUCAAGAAUCAGCCCAUUUUGACCCCGUCCUUUCAGCUUACAGGGACCUAUAGCUGCACAGCAUCUAAUACCCAGGGCACCAAGACCAAAUAUUUCACAGUCAACGGAGCUAAAAGGGAUCGUACAACCUUUGCUGCCUUGGUUGGAGUAUUUACAGCCCUGGGAGUCCUGCUCUUCAUUGGCGGCCUUUAUUUUGUGACACCCGAAGGAACAUUUUCUCUCUUGAAGGGCAGCUAUCUCAGAGGAAAGCCUACUUCAGGCCCUGUAUGAGGAUGACUUUUUUUAAAUACAAUUUUGCAUGGCUUUUUUUUGGUUUUUGGUGCUUGGAGAAACCAUUUUGUGUCUCUUAAAAGCCUGGGGGCGUGGUCUGUUCUGCAUGGUGAGCUGGUGGACUGCUUGUGCUUGACCUGUAGCUUUCUGAAUACAUAAUCCCAUCAGCUGUCUUUGAAGCUCCACUAAUCAAUCAAUCAAUCAGUCGUAGAACGUGUUAACAUUUAUUGAAGAUAGAAACCUGGCAUGGCUCUCUUAUUUUAUAUGUUAAUGGACUGUAAUGCUGUUUCCUGACUCACUCACUGAUAUUUAGAAUCUACUUUGUGUUUGUUUCACUUUGCGUCUGACUUUGAAUUGUUUUGAAUAUGUAUUAGUAUGUGUGCUUUUAGUGCUUUUAUCAUGUCGCUGUGCUGUGACAGUGGUACUUCUCCCUCCUCCUUUCAGCCCGGUUACUUAGGUCAAUGCAAACACACUGACUGAUUCAAAUUACUGUUGAACCCCCGCCAAACUCUGCAUCUCUGCUGAGCUUAUUAGCUUCUUUUUUCUCAUUGUUUUGGUUUAAUGGUCUAAACAUUCACUGUAUGGUUCAGUCUGAACUGUUCUAAUCAACUUUGUUAUGCACCAGCAGCAGGAAGUGGGUUCCAGCACAAAAAAGGUUAGAUAAACCCUCAAAGAGGUGAUGAAAAUAAGCAUGGAACAGACAAAUAUUUUUGUUGAGAGUUGGUAUUGAUCAUAGACUCAUGGUUUAGACCAAAACAGCUGAAAGGACAAUAUAUAUUGUAGACUUUAGGCAUAAUCCUUAAUAGGUAUGCCUGAUGAUAAGCUAUAGGAGGAGUAAGAACAGGUAUUUCCCUAGCCUUACUGCUUGCAUUUUUGCCUUGUUACGUAUCGCUUUUUCAUUUUACAAGCAACACAAGAUCUCUAACAACUCUGCACACACACAAGACCACAUUUUAAGAAAACAAAUUUGUGUUUUUCUCCACUCAGGUAUAUUUGGUUCCUACUUUUACUAUAUACUGUCCAGGCACUAUACUACAGUUAAAGUAAUUACUUGAGAGUACUCUGAAUGAUGCAGUUUGGCACAAGUUUAGUUUAUUAGUUUAUUAGUUUAGUUUUGUAUGCACUGGUAUGGCCCUGGAAUGUUGAAUUGUUUUUGCACUGAAAAGACUACAAUUGUGCCACAUCUGUGUUGUGCCUACAAUUUCAUAUGAUGAGCUAGUCAGUUGCUUUAUUUAAAUCAUGUGAAUAUGAAUCACCAGCAGUGCCAUACAGUUUAUCUGAUGUAUCAGUAAAUAAGUACUAGAGAUACCAAAUGCUAAUUUUCCAUUUGCAUGCCUUUUCUUAUUGAAUUAAUUGAAAAAUGGAAAGUAAUUUUAAAGGGAAUAUAAUUUAGAAAUGUAUUGUGUGCGUAAGCAGCUUUUGCAUAUACAUCAAUUGUUAAAUAAAGCCAACUUCUCUGUCAGUGACAUCCUGAAGCAGAAUACUGAUAGAGGCAAAGUCAAA